Messenger RNA from Xenopus laevis (African clawed frog), 713 nucleotides. RefSeq names its product mitochondrial ribosomal protein L21 L homeolog (gene mrpl21.L). Gene Ontology annotation, molecular function: structural constituent of ribosome. The record is from RefSeq and is marked provisional. NCBI's taxonomy places the organism in Eukaryota, Metazoa, Chordata, Amphibia, Anura, Pipidae. Gene Ontology annotation, cellular component: mitochondrial large ribosomal subunit; cytoplasm; ribosome.
GCCUUUUCUAAAGCAACAGUGCUAGCGGAUGCGUUUUCGGGAAGGACGCGAUGGCGCUCGCGGUGUGCGGACGGAUAGCUCGGAGUCUGAUAGGCAGAGAGGGAGUUCGCUGUGCGGCAGCAGUUACGUUAUUUCGGCCUCCUGCUCGGGCUUCAAGUUCACAGAUUUCUUCGCUGCAGCCAAGCUAUGUUCCCAAGACCUCUUUAUCUGAACCACCUUGGACAGAGGUCAAACUUCUGGAUAACACAGAGGAAGCAGAAUGCCACAGAGAACUUUGCAAAAAUGUCAACAACUUGAUUGGAACAGGACAGUUCGGGAGACUUUUUGCUGUCGUCUUUUUUGCAAGUAAACAAUGGAAAGUGACAAACGAGGACCUCCUACUGAUAAAUAGCGAGAUGGGCGCCGAAUGUGGAGACAGAAUUCGCUUAGAUAAGGUACUGCUGGUUGGAAGUGACAAUUUUACACUUAUUGGAAAGCCUCUACUUGGGAAAGAGUUAGUGAAAGUUGAAGCCACAGUGAUUGAAAAGACUGAAUCAUACCCAAAGAUAAGCAUGAGGUUCUGGAGACGGCACAGGCAUCAAAGGAAAAAAAUUACUAUUCGGCCACAAACCAUCCUGAGGAUCAACUCCAUUGAAAUCGCCCCCGUAUUAUCCUAAAUAUCCGUUAAUACUGUGCAACGGCUAAAGCUUUAUUAAAUUGUGUUUCAUUUUGUA